Closterium sp. NIES-65 is the source of this 1002-nucleotide messenger RNA. NCBI's taxonomy places the organism in Eukaryota, Viridiplantae, Streptophyta, Zygnematophyceae, Desmidiales, Closteriaceae. The record is from the annotation of a GenBank genome assembly.
AUGGCCACCCCCAGUGUUCUCACCUUUGACGCUGAGGGUCGGGCUAUUGAAUUUGAGGUCUGGGUAGAUGCUCUGCAGCUUUUCCUACAGUGCGAUAGGGCAGACGGUCUCUCCCUCUUUGAUCUCACUUCUGGUGCCUCUCCUGCCCCUGCUGCUGAUGGUGACGCCACUGUUUGGUCACAGUGGGCCACGCGCGAUGCUGUUGCCCGCCUUGCUAUGCGCCACCACUUACCGACCGCUGAGCGCGCGCAUUUCAGUCUUCGGUCGGCGCGGCGUUUGCCCCUAGCGGGAGACGCCGCUCAGGCAAGGGCAAGGGGGGCAAGGGCGCUGGAGGAGCUGGCGGGGGCGGUGGAGGCGGCGGUGGAGAUGGCGGAGGGGGUGGCGGUGGUGGUGGGAGUGGUGGCGGGGGUGGGGGCACUAGUGGCGGCAGUGGAGGCGGAGAAGGAGGCGAUGGUGGCAGUGCGGGCGGAGGUGGCGGAGGUGGAGGCGGUCGUGGAGGUAGCGGCGGCGGAGGUGGAGCUGGUCGGGGCGGCUCUACGCAGAGGGUCGGCUCCGGUGGUGCGGGGUGGGGGUGCUGGCCCCUGUACCUACGAUCUCCGUACCGGCGACCGCGCGGGUGAGCAGUGUGGGGGUCCGCACUCCACCCAGCGCUGCUUCGGCCGUCUGACGUACGCUUCGCGUCACCCAUUCCCCAACGCUAUUGAGAUCCCUCGAUGGGGCGAGCUGUUUAGGGCGGGUGUUGCGAUCUUUGAUCUUCACUAUGAUGCUAUUCUUGCUGCCAUGUAUGCUGUGACUAUUAGUGAUGAGGGUGACUGUUACCGGUGCUUUCCGCCUGACCCGGGCAUUAAGGCUGCUGCUCUAGGUGCUGGUGAGGCUGCUGCUCUAGGUGCCAGUGAGUCUACUGCCCCAGGUGCUGGUGAGUCUGCGCUCUCAGGUACCGCGUCGGCUCUGGCCACCUACACCUUCACCCUUGACUCGGGUGCUUCCCGCUCCUUCUUUUGA